GAUAUCCCGAGAAUAAUCUCGAAGUAAUUGGUCUCCGGAUCGAUAAAAAAAUUCUUUGGGGGAAGAGAGAGAAAGAGAAGUUAUUGGUAAUCCUAGAGGCCUCGGGCUUAGUGUGGGAUAGGAGUUGUUGGAAAGCAUCGGAGCGAAUCGAUGGAAGGUUUAACCUGAAAAUUGGAUAGACAUGGACAUCCAGAAGGACUUGCAGCCUCCAAAGCAACAGCCCAUGGUCUAUAUUUGUGGAGAAUGUCAUACUGAAAAUGAAAUUAAAGCGAGAGAUCCAAUCCGAUGCCGAGAAUGUGGUUACAGAAUAAUGUACAAGAAGAGAACAAAGAGAUUGGUUGUUUUUGAUGCCCGAUGAACGUCAAUAUUUUCCUUAAACUUAGACUGAAAAGAAUUGCAGGUGUUUCUGUUUAGCCUUGUCUCACAUGUAAAUUUCCUCAGAUUGGAAGACUAAUAUUUUUUGUUACUAUUUUAGUUAGAUUAUUUCUUGCAUUCUUCAAAAUGAAGUAUUUACAAGACUUGUUCUGUUUUAUUUGAUGGAAAUAAAUUGCUAUCUUUAAA
Messenger RNA from Stegostoma tigrinum, 561 nucleotides. It is a transcript of the gene polr2k, whose product is annotated as RNA polymerase II, I and III subunit K. Lineage: Eukaryota; Metazoa; Chordata; Chondrichthyes; Orectolobiformes; Stegostomatidae. The coding region runs from base 182 to 358 and encodes 58 amino acids. Gene Ontology annotation, molecular function: DNA-directed RNA polymerase activity; zinc ion binding; DNA binding. Gene Ontology annotation, biological process: DNA-templated transcription. The transcript has 4 exons. The record is from RefSeq and is a predicted model, not a curated record. Gene Ontology annotation, cellular component: RNA polymerase I complex; RNA polymerase II, core complex; RNA polymerase III complex.